UCUGCUUUUGCUUCUUCUGCUUCUUGUGUGUUCUGAUUCUCUGCUCCAGAAGCCUCUUUGCCCUUUUUCUCUUGCUCUGCCUUGUGUCUGUAUACUCUGACUUUUCCAGUCUCUCCCACCGCUACCAUAUAUGUUCAGCAUGUCCUUUUUCCAAUCAAUAAGAGGUUUCACAUCUCGUACUUCGAAGAAGAACAAGAAUCCUCAAUCUCCCCAAGCUUCUAAUAUAAAUUUUAAUGCCUCCAGCUUGAACAACAUCAACAACCCAAAUAACAAUCUUAUAUCCUCCAAUACUUUUUCUUCUGUUAAUUCAUCUUCGCUAAACAAUGCAAGAGGCCAGCCAACAAGAAACAACAAUUUUCCAAUUUCUUCAAAUGCUUCAAUGCUAACUAGCAACUCUUCCAACAAUAACUCUUCCUACAAUAACAUAUCCACAACUCAAACAUCUAAUUCUCAGUACUCCAAUUCAAAUCAAAACAUCCCUCCCAAUAACAAUAAUCAAAAUUCAACUCAACUUGUCAACUUGCUCAAUAACAAUAAUGGCGGCUCCUUUGCCAUUAAUAACUGUAUGACUAAUGGUGUUAUCGACCUUAAUGAUCCACCAUUAUUUUUAUGCGAUCCAUUUCUUAGAAGUGCUGUUGUUAAGGGUUCUUUCAAGACCAUUGUUCAACUACCAAAGUAUGUUGAGUAUAAAGAAUGGUUAGCAUUGAACGUCUUUGAGCUAUUCACAAAUUUAAACCAAUUUUGCGAUAUUAUCAUCGAUUUAUUACAACCUGAUAUAAUCAAUUCAACUCCAAAUAACAAUGUCCAAGUUGUCACCUUUUAUCACGUUGAUCCUUUCACAAACCAAAGUGUGAAUUUACCAUCAAAGAAAUACAUGGAAUUUGCUCUUAAUGUUAUUAACGAAAAAAUCAAUGAUCAGUCUGUCUUUCCAACAAAAAAUGCUAUCCCCUUUGCUACAAGUUUUAUGAAAGAUUGUAAAAAAUGCUUAUCUGAAAUGCUAAAAAUAUUCGGUCAUAUUUAUUUCAACCAUUUCGACAAAAUCAUCCAUCUAUCUCUCGAAGCACAUUUUAAUUCUUUUUUUUCUCAUUUUAUAAGUUUUAUCAAUGAAUUUGACUUGGUUGAUAAACAUGAAUUAGUACUCUUAAAUCCUCUUAUAAAGUCUUUAGAAAAACAAGGAAAGAUUUCCUAUCCAAAUCCUGGUGAUCUUGAGUUUUAUCAAUCUCAACAAGCAAAUUAAUCCAGAACUAUAAAUAUACCACAUAUUAAUUAUUAUUAUUAUCACUAUCACUAUUUCCACAGUUUUUUUUUCCUUUAUUUUUUUUUUUUCAAAUUUUGUUUAUCCUUCGUUAAUUGUUAUCGUUUUUUCCCCCUUGA
This is a messenger RNA of Ascoidea rubescens DSM 1968, 1374 nucleotides long. It is a transcript of the gene MOB2, whose product is annotated as Mob2p. Bases 140 to 1237 code for a protein of 365 amino acids. Gene Ontology annotation, molecular function: protein kinase activator activity. NCBI's taxonomy places the organism in Eukaryota, Fungi, Ascomycota, Saccharomycetes, Ascoideales, Ascoideaceae. Gene Ontology annotation, biological process: signal transduction; cell division; positive regulation of protein phosphorylation. The record is from RefSeq and is a predicted model, not a curated record. The transcript has a single exon. Gene Ontology annotation, cellular component: nucleus; cytoplasm.